Messenger RNA from Colius striatus (speckled mousebird), 3161 nucleotides. RefSeq names its product NME/NM23 family member 5 (gene NME5). The record is from RefSeq and is a predicted model, not a curated record. NCBI's taxonomy places the organism in Eukaryota, Metazoa, Chordata, Aves, Coliiformes, Coliidae. Bases 1283 to 1948 code for a protein of 221 amino acids. The transcript has 8 exons. Gene Ontology annotation, biological process: GTP biosynthetic process; UTP biosynthetic process; CTP biosynthetic process. Gene Ontology annotation, molecular function: nucleoside diphosphate kinase activity.
CCGAAGGGCCGCGCCGGGGCCUAGCGGCCGCGCUCCGCGCCACACAUGGCGCCGGGGGGGAGGGGGGAGGCGCGGCCUGCUCCCGCCUCAACCCGGCGACGGAGGCUCGGCGCUUACCCCGCGUCCUCCUCGUUCUUGCUGGCAUUGAUCUGAUCGCCCUCGGCUCCAUUCUGGCUAGCGGCCGUCCCCGCUGUUCCCGCCGCCGGUCCGGCUGCCGCCGCCGCCGCCGUUCCCGCCGUCGCCGCUCCUGCCGCCGCCGCCGCCGCCGGAGCCCCGCCGCUUUCGGCCUGCUGCUCUCCGGCGCUCUCGGCCGCUUCGUGCCCGUUCUGGGUGGCGCCAGCGGCGGCCGCCAACUGCUGCUCCGCUUCGGACAUGCUGCCCUGCCCGCAGAGGCAAGAGGGACGACAGACGCCUGCAAGAAACGAACGCGGCCCACGGGUCAGCGAGGCGGCUCCCCCCACUGGGCCGGUCUAAUCCGGUCUGGUCCCGCCCCUCCCCCCUUUUCCGCCGCCAUCCCGCUCGUACUCACUUUAAAACCCGCUCGCAAUAAAAUCCGGGCCGGCCGGAAUCGGAUUAAAAUCCCGCACGCGCUGGAGCUGACACCCCUCCCCGCGGCGCUCGGCUGCUCCGCACCAGCCCCGCCGCCACCUUCUCCUCCCCCUGAGACACGUACUCUCCAGCUCGGAGCCUUAACGCGUGGCCGCCUUUAUACGGCCGGAGCCUCAGCCACACACCAAUAAGGAGCUUCUUCGUUGGUCGCCUGCGCCUGUCACUCCCACCAUUCGGCGUUUUCGGUUGGCUCCGCUGUGGGAGGCGGGUAGGGGCCCGCGAGACUGGGCUGGGAGGCACAGAAAGACGCGCGGAGGCCUCGCGCCUGUCGCCUCAGUGCUGAGAGCGGCUCUCCCCGAGCCGCCUGCCCGCGGGACGGCGGCCGGCGGGCCGGCCCUCGUGCUGUUAUCGCCGGGGCAGCCCAGGAGGUGCAGCGCGCCGGGGAGCACCGCCCUGCUUCCUUCGGAGCCCGCAGGUUUUUAUGUUUGCAGCUGUGGCAGCUGGCUGCAGAAAUACAUCUGCACUGAAGUUAUGAGUUUAUAGACCAGUAACUGAGAAGAAACUGAAUCUGGCAGCAGUUUUGUUAUGAGCCUCACAGAUCUUCUCUUCUGGAGAGAAAAAAAAUAAAAAAGAGAACCAACAUAUCAUUCACUGCCCUGAAACUGCUGAUGUAAUUUAUCCAUUUCCCAUACCCUAUGUCCACUUUGUCUAAAUUGAUGUACAGAAGGGGCAUAUGAAUCCUAAUUUAGAAGUGGAGAUGCAGAUGUUAAUGCCCGAACCUCAGAUUUAUCUGGAAAGAACUCUGGCUCUCAUCAAACCAGAUGUCGUUGAUAAAGAAGAAGAAAUAGAGGACCUAAUUCUCCGAUCAGGAUUUCUGAUCAUUCAGAAACGGAAGCUCCAGUUCAGCCCAGAGCAAUGUAGCAACUUUUACGCAGACCAGUAUGGAAAAGUGUUUUUUCCCAAUUUAACAGCCUAUAUGAGUUCUGGACCUUUAGUUGCUAUGGUUCUUGCGAGACAUUGUGCAGUCUCCUAUUGGAAGGAAUUGCUUGGACCAUCAAACAGCACGAAAGCUAGGAGAACUCACCCGCACAGCUUAAGAGCAAUCUAUGGGACUGAUGAUCUAAGGAAUGCACUUCAUGGCAGUCUCAGCAUUCCCUCAGCAGAAAGAGAAAUUCGAUUCCUGUUUCCAGAAGCGAUCUUGGAGCCAAUUCCAACUGGACAAAGAGCUCGGGAUUACUUGAGCCUUUACGUGAAGCCUACGCUACUGGCUGGGCUCACCGCACUAUGUAAAGAGAAGCCAGCAGAUCCAAUGACUUGGCUUGCUGACUGGUUGAUUGAACACAAUCCCAAUAAACCGAAGCUACAGUAUCAGAUCACCAAGGAAGAGCAGCGGGGCUGAGAGCUCAGUGGAACCCCUCUCAAGCAUUCCACAUUAUAAUACAUGUUACUGUUUUUAUUGAAUCUCUUGGCUAUGUAAUCAAUAUUAUCUGAAGUAAAUGUCAUAACUACUUGUGUCUUCAUGGGUUAAAUAGACUUCUACUAGAACUAUUAAAUCCUGGUUAAGUGCCUUUAUCGACAAAGUGAUAUGAUGUCAGGUAACUAGAAAAGGACAAAAUUCCCCUCAGAUGUGAUGUGAUUGCUAUUUUUUGUAUUUAUCUCGAGUUGGCUGUCUGUGGAGAAACAAAUUCUUUACAGCAGUGCAGAUUCCCAAGUGGCAUACAGCUGGCCUGUGCUCUGUGAAACUGGGAGUUGUUUCAUUUUUUUAGCAGACACCAAUUCCAUCAUGAAGGAAGGUACUUGGAUAUAAGUUAGAAAUUAGUUACUAGAGGCAUAUUAGCAACUUUGGCAUUUUAAUUGCUGACCACAGCACUGGGCUAAGGUCACUCUUGAACAUGAUUCACUUGAGCCUGAUGUAUCUUGUCAGAAUGUAAUUUGAAGGUCCAUCAAAUGUACCUUUCCUUUCUCAGUAGUAUAAACCAGUCUUUGAUUUCCAUUAGAAGUCACAAACUAAUGCUGUCUUGCAACAUUGGUUUGGAAGAAAGGUGCUUAAUUGGAACACCUUAAGGAUGUUUACUGUGUUCUGCUCUUAAAAUGCUGAUUUCUGUUGUUUUCCUUAUAUUGAUGUUUACCCUUGAACUUUCAAUGUGUUCUAUGUGUGAAUUUCAAGAGAAUGGGUUAGAGGCUAAGGUGGGUUAGAGUGAUAGGUUAUUCCUGUGCUAUUACCUUAAAGUAAUUGGACUGUUGGUUUUAUUUUUUUGUGGGGAGGAGGCUUUUUAAUUUUCUCAUGAGUUUCUAUUUGCACUGUUAACUUCAAGAUUCGUAUCUUAUGUUUUGACUGUCUCAGAGGGAGAGUAAUUUUCAUAACUGAAAUACUAGUAUGCUUGACUAAUGCUAAACAAGCAAGCAAUUUAAUAAUUUGUUUCAUGAAAAAACCUGCUCCCCCAACUUGAGUAAUUACGAGAAACACAAGUAAUUUGUCUGUAACAGUAAUUUUGUUUAGGAUAAUUGUUUCUCUUCUUUAUGGGGUAAACCACUAUUGCCAGCCCAGAGAAUAAACAUUUAGAAAACCGGUCCCUACAAUUCUGGAACCUAGAAGUUUGGGGACUUUUAGG